AUGUCUGGGACGACUCUUUUUGGUAGUCCGGCCAUUCUUGGAAUGCGCCUGUUAAUCGGAGAUCGAGAAUCACGUUUGUUUGUUGCUUUGAUUGUACUCAAACCAGGUCAAACGCAGUUCGCACAUGAUGCUGGACUUGCGCAAAGUGGGUCUGAGAUGGGCAUCGAGCGAGGGCCUGCCUCAAUCGCCCGCCCGCACAUGCAGAGUCCGGCCCGCGAUCUACGAUACCAGGCGGGAGGGCAGGACACGGGAACGCGACAGGGUCAGGGAAAGCAGAAGAUAUGCGCAAAUGUCAGAGGAGGAGGACAAACUUUAAAGAAAAAAGAAAAGAAAAAGAAGAAAGAAUUGGACCAGACUGGACUGGAUUGGGCUGGACAGGGCGGAGGACAACGGAGUGUCGCCCAAUCCGCCCAGCUAGUAUGA
This is a messenger RNA of Aaosphaeria arxii CBS 175.79, 423 nucleotides long. RefSeq lists its product as uncharacterized. The transcript has 3 exons. NCBI's taxonomy places the organism in Eukaryota, Fungi, Ascomycota, Dothideomycetes, Pleosporales. The record is from RefSeq and is a predicted model, not a curated record. The coding region runs from base 1 to 423 and encodes 140 amino acids.